CAAGGGCGCCCUCUGACGGCCUCGCUGCUCCCCACCACAUUCGUGCAAGGGCUGCCCGACGGCCGCGAUCCUCGGCCCGACGGGAAGGAAGAGCUGCGGCAGCGUGGCUUAGACGAGUGGCUGGCGUCGCUGUCUUUCAAUAACCCUGACUGUCCCGACCUGCUGCUGACCAUGGGUGCUGUAAUUGUGGAGGAAAUGAGGGUGGCUGUAGAAGAAGCCACCAAAUUCAGGUGUUCAGCUGGAAUUUCGCACAACAAGACCCUGGCAAAACUGGCCUGUGGGUUAAACAAGCCCAACCGCCAGACACUGGUAUCUUCACGAUUUGUCCCACAGCUCUUCAGCCAACUGCCUGUCAGCAGUAUCCGUAACCUGGGAGGCAAGCUUGGCACUGCCAUCACAGAGAUCCUGGGAGUAGAGUACAUCGGGGAGCUGACACGGUUCAGUGAGACAGAGCUCCAGACUCACUUUGGAGACAAAACUGGGUCCUGGCUCUAUGACUUGUGCAGAGGAAUCGAAGAGGAACCUGUCAAAAACCGAUCCCUGCCCCAGUCCAUUGGCUGCAGCAAGAACUUCCCUGGGAGGACAGCCCUGGCCACGCAGAAAGAGGUGCAACACUGGCUCCUGCAGCUGGCCUUGGAGCUGGAAUCCAGACUGAUCAAGGACAGGAGCCAGAACAACCGAGUGGCCAAGCAGCUGAUGGUGGCCAUCCGCAUGCAGGGGGACACCCGGGUGUCACGCUUUUGUGCUCUGACCCGCUAUGAUGCCCAGAAGAUGUGCAAUGAUGCCUUUGCCCUCAUACAAAACUGCAAUGUGGCUGGGGCUCACCAGGCAGCCUGGUCUCCACCACUCAUAUUGGUGCUUCUUUCAGCAAGCAAAUUCUCAGAGCCUGCCACGCUCCUCUCUGCAGGCAUUGCCACCUUCCUGACAAGUGAGACCCAGCCUGACGGCACUGCCACCACCAGCCAAAACACAUCUUCUUGGAGGGCCAAGGUGAAGUUCUUCAGGAGCCCAAGGAAAGAGCUUAGGCAGAAGCCGGCUAAUGCUAUUGAGUCUUUCUUCCAAAAGGCAACAGAAAGGCAGCAGUCACAGAUGGCAGCAGCAACCAGGCUGCCCGCUGCUGCCACUGUGGAGUCACCUGUGCCCAGCUCCCCAAAGCACCAAGAAAGAGAUGGCGUUGGACUUGCCUCGGUGUGGUGUGAGCUGGAGUCCCCUGUGAAGCAGAGUCCCAGAGAUGGGAGCCCUACUUCUCCUUGCAAGAGGCUUCCCUGUGAGAAGUCACUGUCUGAUGCUACACAAACACCCUCAACUCCACCCAGCUCCAGGACGCUUCUGAAAUUAGAGCCAGCUAUGGAGGGAAAUGAGCAGAAUUUGCCACCUUCUCCUGAGCUUGCCCUACUCCCUCCUGCCUCACCAGGGGACCAGCAGUGCUGUGAGAAGUGCGGCCAGCUUGUGCUGGUGUGGGAGUUCCCAGAGCAUAUGGACUACCACUUUGCUCUGGAGCUCCAAAGCUCCUUCCUGGAGCCCAGUGCUCCCAUGGCUCCAGCAGCAGCUCCCAGCCCAAAGGCUGCAGCUUCCAGGUCUCCUGCCAAGGCAAAGAAGCAGCCCAAGACUCCAGCAGGAUCUAGUGCAAAACGACCCAGAGAAGGUGUGACAAGAACUUUAGAUUUUUUCUUUAAGCGCUUACCUCCUUAACUCCCAGUCACACUCGGAGUUUUUAGAUAAUCAGUAUUUUUAAGGUAUCUGUUCUUAAAAAAGCAGUGUUUUUUAA
This is a messenger RNA of Mesitornis unicolor (brown roatelo), 1768 nucleotides long. RefSeq names its product polymerase (DNA directed), eta (gene POLH). The transcript has 8 exons. Gene Ontology annotation, biological process: error-prone translesion synthesis; response to radiation. Gene Ontology annotation, cellular component: site of double-strand break; replication fork; nucleus. Gene Ontology annotation, molecular function: DNA-directed DNA polymerase activity; damaged DNA binding. The annotation marks the transcript as partial. NCBI's taxonomy places the organism in Eukaryota, Metazoa, Chordata, Aves, Mesitornithiformes, Mesitornithidae. The record is from RefSeq and is a predicted model, not a curated record.